Nicotiana attenuata is the source of this 2079-nucleotide messenger RNA. Its product is annotated as protein indeterminate-domain 7-like. Gene Ontology annotation, cellular component: nucleus. The transcript is spliced from 4 exons. Gene Ontology annotation, molecular function: DNA-binding transcription factor activity. The coding region runs from base 275 to 1963 and encodes 562 amino acids. NCBI's taxonomy places the organism in Eukaryota, Viridiplantae, Streptophyta, Magnoliopsida, Solanales, Solanaceae. The record is from RefSeq and is a predicted model, not a curated record.
CUACUAUAGGAUAAAGAAAGAUGAGAUAUUUGUGGGUAGGGAAGAGAACAAAAGAAAAGACAGAAAUUGCACGUCAGACUUAGCAGUAGCUCGCUGGAGUGGUCUAAUUCCAUCUUGUGGAGAGAGAGAGAGAGAGAGAGGAUUAUAGAGUUGAUAUCCUCUUCUCAUCCACACCUCUCUCUCUUAAAUCUUUUCUCCUUUUCUUGUUUUCAUUCAUAUGGUUCUUUUUUAGUUUUAUGCAAAAAAGCCUUUGCUUCUUUAGCUAGCUAACUAGAUGAUGAAUAUUCAACAAAAGCAACAAAAUUUUCAUGUGGAGGAAAAUAUGUCCAAUUUAACUUCUGCAUCUGGUGAAGCAAGUUUAUCUUCUUCCAACAACAUGAAUGAUACUACUACUGGAGGCAUUUUCAUUCCUCAGAAUCAAAAUCCACCACAACAACAAAUCAAGAAAAAGAGAAACCAAGCAGGCAAUCCAGAUCCUGAAGCAGAAGUGAUAGCUUUGUCACCAAAGACACUACUGGCAACCAAUAGAUUCUUUUGUGAAAUCUGCAACAAAGGGUUUAAAAGAGAUCAGAAUCUGCAACUCCAUAGAAGAGGACACAAUUUGCCAUGGAAACUAAAGCAGAGAACAAAUAAAGAAGUAAUAAAAAAGGUUUAUGUUUGUCCAGAGCCCAGUUGUGUGCACCAUGAUUCCUCCAGGGCAUUAGGUGACUUAACUGGAAUCAAGAAACACUUUAGCAGAAAGCAUGGUGAGAAAAAAUGGAAAUGUGAGAAAUGUUCAAAGCGUUAUGCUGUUCAAUCUGAUUGCAAAGCUCACUCCAAAACCUGUGGCACUAGAGAAUACAGAUGUGAAUGUGGUACCCUUUUUUCAAGACGGGAUAGUUUCAUCACACACAGAGCUUUUUGCGAUACUUUAGCUGCUGAGAGUGCAAGAUCAGCAAUAACUGGAGUAAAUCCAAUAAUUAGUUUCUCAUCCCAAGCAGCUGGUAGUACUUCAACAUCUCAUAUGAAUCAGCUCCAGUUUCAAACGCCCCAGUAUUUUAAUAACAGCCAUGAAUUCCCAGCUGCUGCGGCAUUUUCUAUGAAGAAGGAGCAGUCAAAUUAUGAUUUCAAUCAUCUAAGACAUAAUACUGAAAUUCCUCAAUGGCUAGUGUCUUGCCAACCAUUUGUUGGAGCUGGUCCUGGCCCGCCCUCAUCAGUACCUGCUGACUUUAGCUCAUCAGUAUUUCAAGCCACUAGGUUUGAUCACGAAUACACGCAGAGCCACCAAGAUUUGACGUCAACUGAUUUCCAUGAGAACCCAAACCCUAAUUUUGGAGGGCGAGUUACGUCACUAGCACCACCUUACCAUUCAACAGGAGAAGCAGCGGUCUCUCCACACAUUUCUGCGACUGCAUUGCUGCAGAAAGCAGCUGAAUUGGGUGCUACAAUGAGUAACAAAGCAAAUGCUGUCUCUGCAUCAUCUCCUGCACACAGUACAGGCCCAGCUGCCAUUCUGAUGAGACAAUUACCCCACCAAACUCACGUGUCUGUUACUACUGAUUCUGCAGCAGCUGCAGGUAGCAAACAAACUGAUCAGUUUGAACUCAAUUUGUCCUCACGUGAAUUUGAGCUGACAAAUAGUACUGGCCUUAUUAAUACCUUAGGCAAUUCAUACGGGAAUAAAGUUGCUGCAGCUACAGUACCAUCUUUUUCUUUUACUAAUGCUACUGGGUUUGAAGGGUCAACGUUUGAAGAUGCAUUUGGUGGGUUUGGUAGUUUGAAUUCAAAGAAAGAUAAUGACUUCAACGGAGCUACAUUCUCAGAAACAACCAGUGGCAUUAAUGAGGAUAUUAUGACCAAGGAUUUCUUGGGUCUAAGACCUCUCUCUCAUAGCGACAUUUUCAAUAUAGCUGGUCUAGUUAAUACUACUUCUAGUGAAAAUGAAGAUCAGUUUCAAAAUCAUAAUAAAACAUGGCAAAGUUAGCUUAGAAUAUUGUUAUUUAGUUUGCACUAGAUUGACUUCAAUUUAUUGCUUAUGGAUUACCAUAUAAUGCAAGUGAUAUUUCACCCUUUCUCUUUACGAAAGUGAUGUGUUUCUAA